Molecule: messenger RNA, 3549 nt
Organism: Carassius gibelio (silver crucian carp)
Lineage: Eukaryota; Metazoa; Chordata; Actinopteri; Cypriniformes; Cyprinidae
Product: guanine nucleotide-binding protein G(I)/G(S)/G(O) subunit gamma-12
Exons: 3
Coding region: 329-535 (68 amino acids)
Biological process (GO): G protein-coupled receptor signaling pathway
Cellular component (GO): heterotrimeric G-protein complex
Molecular function (GO): G-protein beta-subunit binding
Source: RefSeq, a predicted model, not a curated record
GAAGACGUGUAGAGAAACUGUUGCGCUCCAGUCCUCCACCGUUCCCACCAUUCCGCCUUAUUUACGCGUACAGAAGUGAAAGGUCGAUCGUUUUGUGAGUUCGACUGUAUCAGAUAAACAGAGACAGUUUUUCAGAGCAUUCAAGUCAAGAAUAACAAUAAGUUAAUGAGGUGACAGUUGUAACAGGCGAACUUUAUGAACUGCCAUCGACAGAACGGUCUGUUUUUCAAGUAUUACACCAAGGCUGGUCUUCUAUUUCCGUUUUUUUCCUCCCAACUAAACCCAGCCGAGAUACGGCCUGUGAAGAUAAUCGAAGAUAUCGUCUAAGAUGCAAAGCUCUAAUAAUAUAGCCCAGGCCAGAAGGACUGUUCAACAGCUACGGAUAGAAGCUAACAUAGAGAGAAUAAAGGUGUCUAAAGCUUCUGCAGACCUCAUGAAUUACUGCAGUGAACAUGCAAAGUAUGAUCCUCUACUUAUGGGUAUCCCAGCUUCGGAAAACCCUUUUAAAGAUAAAAAGCCAUGCACUAUAUUGUAGUGGGAUGCUUGAACUCUUGCUGUAUGUUUUGAUGUUUCCUUUUAUUGUUUUUUAAUAGACAGAAUAUGAUCUUCAUACAUUCGUUCACUAUUCGCCUUAAAAUGAGCUAAACCCCAAGCUAUUAUUAGAUUGUCUCCACACUAGAAAUUUUCCUGUUUUCUGUAAAAAGGAGAGUCAAAGCUCCUAGUAAACAAAUUAUUUGUGGUGCAAAGACAAAACCAACCCAUGAAUGAAUUUUUCACUUUAGGGCACAGCACAGAUGAAUUGUUUGCUUUGUGAUAGUGUCCACUGAUGUGGUUGUGUCUUCUGCAAAUAAAGGGUGAGGUCAGUGUGGGCGGUUCUCAGUAUCAUGAAGCACAGGAAACGAUCAUUUUUAAUGACUGCACUCUGUCAUAUAUAUCUGCAGAUAAGCAAAGCCUCAUCAGCAGUGCUUUGACCCCAUCUUAUGCUUUUAAAGGCGUCCAGUUGCAGGGAGGAGUUGGGGGUUGAUGUGAGGGUUGAAAUGUCAGCAUCACUAAUGUGUGAAGGGUGCUUGCGCUCAGUGGAGGAGGAAACAGGUGUCUUUUGGAGGCGUCACAUUGACGCAGUGCUGCUUCGGCCCUCCCCCAUUAACUCACUGUGUCUAAACAAUGGAGAGAUACAAAGCUAACCCCUCCUGUCAAAUCAAUACACGCUAGACUGUGCCCUUUUUAUUUUCUCGCAGUAGACCAGGCCAACUGUGUUUCACAUGUUCAACAACUGCUAAAACUUGCAGAUCAGCAUUUUAAGAGUAAAAUAAGGUGAUGUGUUUAUGCAUUUGUAUGGUACGGAGCCCCGCACAUGACACGCAGGAAAAAAUAUAAGGCUAAAUCGUGUGCAUGAUUUACUAAUUCGUUCCCUCAAUGUACUAAAACGUGCACACACAAUUACUAUUGCAUUCCCAAGAUUUACUAUUGCGUUCACUCGAUUUAUAAAUUGUGUGCACAAUUUACUAAUUAGUUCCCUCGAUUUAGCAAAUUGAGCGAACGCAAUAGUAAAUCGAGGGAAUGCAAUAGUAAAUCGAGGGAACGCUAAUCGUGUGCACGUUUUAGUAAAUUGAGGGAACGAAUUAGUAAAUCAUGCGAACAAAUUAUUCAUUUUUUUUGCAUGUCAUGUAAAAAAUGGGGCUCCUUAGUAUGAAAGUCUUAGUAUGUCCUAUACUUUUUUUUUUCUUAUUUUAAUUACUGAAACAACAUGUGGGAAACACUUUACAAUAAGGUUGAAUUUGUUAUCAUUAAUGUGUUAGGAACCAUGAACUAGCAAUGAAAAGCAUUUUAACAGCAUUUAUUAAUGUCAAUCAGUGUUAAUUUAUAAAUGUGCUGUACUAUUGUUAAUUGUUAAUGAAUAAUUCGUAGCUAAUAAUUCAAAGUAAAUGUAUACAACUUGUUAAAACAAAUUUUAAAAAUGUAUUAGUAUACGUUACCAUUCAAAAGUUUGGGGUCAGUGAGAUGUUUUUGUAGUUUUCUUGUUUGUUUGUUUUUUUUGUAUAUUAAAAUUAUGCCAGGCUUUUAUGUCACAUAACCUCCAGAAAUCAUUUCUGCAUAUCUGCUGAUUUGGUGCUUAAGAAGCAUUUCUUAUUAUCUACUUAAUAUGAUAACUUUGCUGAACAAAGAGAACGUUAAAAAUAGAAUUAUUUAUUUUAAAUAUUUUUGGUAACAUCAUAAAUAAGCCUAUAUUACAAACAGACAAAAAUAAAAUAAUAAUAAAAUCUUGACAAACCCAAGCUGAAUGGUAGUGUAUGUAGAAUGAACAUUAACCUAACUAGCCAUUAUAGGUUGCACAAAAAAAUAAAAAAAUAAUUCAGAAUUAGUUCAUGAUACUUUUAACCUUUACAUUUUGUCUUAUUGCAAAGUGUUACCAACAUGUGUUGCUUUACCAAUUUCUCCAUUCUUUAAAUUCCUACUUUCAGUCAAUGGGAUGACAUUUCCCCUACUCAAAACCUCAGAAUUUACAUUAGAAUUUACAAUAGCAAUACUAGCAGAUCAUGGUACGUGAUAUAUUAUAACCCUUUAAUGUUUAUUUACGAGAUGCCUUAUGUUAAUGUACAGAUAUCUUCUGAUUUUUUUCUUUUUUAUUAAUAAUCAUUGUCUCUUUUAUGACAAAAUGUCAUUGUGCCAUCUCGUUCUGGGUUCUAACCAGCAAUAGAAACUCACAAUAGGGUAGCAUAUGAUUUUUCUGUAUACACACUGAGCACAUGAUGAUUUCUCUGAUUGUAGUUAUUUUUGUGACUGUUAUAAUCAUGCAUUUUGACAUCAUUCCAUGUUUACAGCUCCUGUACCUUUUUUGUAAUAAUCUUGUGAGUUGCCAUGCAUUGGUGAAAGUGAGUGUGUAAUGUCUUCACGACACAGCUGGCAGAAAACAACUUGACCAGACCAGCUGAACCAGCCUUAAUGAAGUAUUCCUGCUCUGACUCGUUCAUUGCCGUGCUCCUGUCUCGAGACGACAGCCAGAGUUAAACUACUGUGAACCAGCGGUGCUGAGAUCCUACAGACACCUUCACUGUGUAUCUUCAUCAUUACACAUCUGUCUCAUGCCUAAGGCUGGAUAUAUCUAUGCCUGUGCAUCAUGCAACUGAACUUGUACCUGCAUUAAGACUUUGCUAAACCACAAUCUUAAUCUUAUUUGAACAACAGUAUGCUUUGAAUGGCAAUUUCAGCCUUGCUUUCUUGUUGUGUGAUGCUUGUAAAGUUACAUUUUCUUAAUGUUUCCCAACAGUAGUACUGGGUUCUCUCAGUGGCCUGUCGUUAAUUUGGGUGUUGUGUUUUUUCCUUGAUGCUGUGGCCAUUUCUGAAGGUGCUUUUGUAUUGAAAAUAUGACAUGGACAAGCUCUUCAGUCUGCCGGCUUAUCUCUUUUUGCCUUUAAAAAUAUUUUUAAUAUGAAGAAUAUUCAGUGUCACUGUAUUGUAGUGAAUUUUCCACCUUCCUUUGUGCUGAAGUCCCAAUGUACUGGGUUGUAGAUGUUGUCUUUUUCCAACUAAAUAUAGAUUUAUUCUCAA